Molecule: messenger RNA, 340 nt
Organism: Staurois parvus
Lineage: Eukaryota; Metazoa; Chordata; Amphibia; Anura; Ranidae
Source: the annotation of a GenBank genome assembly
CAGAUAUAGUGAAUACAGGGUCCGGGGAGACCAGAUAAAGUGAAUACAGGGUCCAGGGAGACCAGAUAUAGUGAAUGCAGGGUCCGGGGAGACCAGAUAUAGUGAAUACAGGGUCCAGGGAGACCAGAUAUAGUGAAUGCAGGGUCCGGGGAGACCAGAUAUAGUGAAUGCAGGGUCCGGGGAGACCAGAUAUAGUGAAUACAGGGGUCCGGGGAGACCGGAUAUAGUGAAUGCAGGGUCCGGGGAGACCAGAUAUAGUGAAUGCAGGGUCCGGGAGACCAGAUAUAGGGAAUGCAGGGUCCGGGGAGACCAGAUAUAGUGAAUACAGGGUCCGGGGAGA